AUGGCCAACUUCAGCCUUGAAAAUUUCUAUAUGAAGAUUAACUAUAAGCCUUAUAAACUGUUACUGACUGAGACAGGUGAAAGGCGAGGGACUCUUAACUGGAAACAAAGGUUUGACAUAAUUUUUGGCACAGCCAAGGGUCUUGCCUAUUUACAUGAACAAUAUCAUGUAAGGAUCAUACAUCGAGAUAUAAAAUCGAGCAACAUAUUGCUUGAUGAAGAGUUUCAGCCAAAAAUUGCUGAUUUUGGAUUUGCCAGACUUCUCCCUGAGAGCCAAAGUCAUGUUAACACCAAAUUUGCUGGGACAUUAGGGUAUACGGCACCAGAGUAUGCAAUACAUGGGCAAUUGUCUGAGAAUGUAGAUACACAUGGCUUCGGGAUCGUAGUCCUUGAAAUUAUUAGUGGCAGAAGGUGCAAUGAUGUUCAAUCUACCAAUGAAUACCUACUCGAAGAUGCAUGGAGAAUGUACGAGAACAACAUGUACUCAGAGUUAAUAGAUAAGACACUAGACCCUGAUGAAUACAGGGUAGAAGAUGUGAAGAAAUGCAUGGAGAUAGGUUUAUUGUGCACUCAAUCUCCGGUGUCUUCAAGACCACCAAUGUCUCAAGUUGUUGCCAUGCUCUUAAUUGGUAAUACAUCUGAAGAUGCUUAGAUUGCACACCUAGCAUAACAUCAGAUAAAAUGUGUAUGAGCAGAGCUGUUUAAAAAUAGACUUGUACAAAUUGAAAUCGAGAUAGAUAGUACAGAGAAUAAAUAAUAUGAAAUCAAGAUAAUUAGUGUUCAUGUUUAAGGUUUAACCAAGACUGACCAGAUUAUUUGUGGCGAUUAUUGGCAAGAUAUUAAUUAAUUGUUAGGGAGAUAUAGUAAUCAACUAGGAGUAAACCUUGGUGGGUUUUGAACCCGAAACAUCACGACAUAUCCUAAUACUC
Messenger RNA from Daucus carota subsp. sativus, 928 nucleotides. RefSeq names its product cysteine-rich receptor-like protein kinase 3. NCBI's taxonomy places the organism in Eukaryota, Viridiplantae, Streptophyta, Magnoliopsida, Apiales, Apiaceae. The record is from RefSeq and is a predicted model, not a curated record. The transcript has 4 exons. Gene Ontology annotation, molecular function: ATP binding; protein serine/threonine kinase activity. Gene Ontology annotation, biological process: protein phosphorylation. Bases 1 to 651 code for a protein of 216 amino acids.